AUGGCACCACUCGCAAAGCGGCCACGACGGUCCGACGACGUUGAUGCGUCGAAAGGAGCGUACUACGACAACGUGCCAGGCACUUCGAUGACGCGUGCCUCGGUGGGACCUGCAUCAUCCAUAGCCGCACCACAGCAUCCGGCCUACUUUCCGGCACACGGUCCAAACGGCGUCUCGUACACUAGCAUGGGAGCUCCACUUAGUCCUUUGCUGGCGUCUGAACCUGGUGGUCGAUCGCUCGCGCCGCCGACAGCAUCGUCCAUGCCGCACGGCCUCAGCCAGAUACACAGCUCGGGAGGCGAGGACAACGAGGACAUGGCGCCACCCAAGAGCAGCUCAGCUCAAACCACACGUGGGCGUGGCCGCGGACGUGGUCGUGCACGAGGUCGAGGUCGCGGCAGAGGUACUGCCCGUCCCGCUGUAGAUCAUGCCGACGUCUCGCAGUCGUACAGCGACGCGCAUGCCUUUGCCCCGAGCACGCACGAUGCGGUUCUCGAAGACGACGCCGAACCCGUCGCGGAGCCUUUGGUUUUCCAGUGUCGUCAAUGCUUCCGACUUCUGGGCGAUUCGUUCGCAUUCGUUGCGACGGACACCGAGCUGGGCUACGUCGUGCUGUCCGACGUCUCGGAUGUCGUCGCUCAGGAUACCACCUUCCAGACCUCGACCGAGCCAGGCAAGGACGUGGGCGCCACCUUUGCGCUUCUACGCUGUGGAGGAUGCAAAGCGACCGUAGGUCGCACCUACAGAACCACGCCGCGGCACUUGGACGAUCUGCGCGAUUGCGCCAGCCUGGAUGUAGACGCGGUCACAACGUAUCGCUUCGGAUCCAACACCACGCUGCAGCUGGAAGAGCCACCGAGCCCCGCGAGGGUGGAAGACGAGGCGGGAAGCGCGACAGUGAAUGGAGACAAGGCUUUGGAACAGAAGAUGGAGCGCACGCGCGCACUCACGAUCGAGCUCAGCGACCGGCUCAUCAAGGCAGAGGCGGAUAUUCGCAGAUACAGCAACCUCGUCGACGAGUUGCUCGCAGCGCGGGACGCGCAGCUCCCAUCCACCCAGCCUGCGGAAGCAAGCGCACAGGUCGAAGCGCCAGCACCAGCACACGACGCAGCGGCUGAGGUGCGAGAGCCAACCACCACCCCGCCUCCCGCCCGCACCGCCGAGGCCGAAAACGAAGCACCGCCAUCUCAACCACCUACCAAACCCAAGCAAGAGCCCGAUACAUCGAGGCGCAGGUCGUUGCCUCCACCAGCUCGUGCCACGCGCAGCUCCCGCGCAUGCAACCUCGUCGUUCUGGUAGACAGCGCCAACAAUUCGUCGUUACCCUGA
Molecule: messenger RNA, 1329 nt
Organism: Moesziomyces antarcticus
Lineage: Eukaryota; Fungi; Basidiomycota; Ustilaginomycetes; Ustilaginales; Ustilaginaceae
Product: protein Mis18-alpha
Exons: 1
Coding region: 1-1329 (442 amino acids)
Biological process (GO): chromosome segregation; CENP-A containing chromatin assembly
Cellular component (GO): nucleus; chromosome, centromeric region; chromatin
Source: RefSeq, a predicted model, not a curated record